Messenger RNA from Paracoccidioides brasiliensis Pb18, 7650 nucleotides. RefSeq lists its product as uncharacterized. Gene Ontology annotation, molecular function: protein binding. The record is from RefSeq and is a predicted model, not a curated record. Bases 1 to 7650 code for a protein of 2549 amino acids. The transcript has 8 exons.
AUGAAUAGCGCCCCUUCCCGCUCACGGCGUCCCUCGUCCCCGCCAUCAUUAACCUCACAACGCUUGGUGAACGAUCUGAAGCCUGUCAUUGACUCCCUGAUCGAUAUAUGUAACAAGCAACAUCCAUCUGUUCAUGAUGCUCUGGGUGCCACUGAGGGGCUCCUACGGUUGCGUCACACCUUCAUCGACGAUGAGAACACACGGAUCGCAAAGGACACUUUUCACCAGCUGUCGGGAUUCCAGACCUUACUCCGGUUUCUACGGUUGAUUGGAGAUAUAUAUGACCCCUCUACUUUGUUGAAGGAGGAUCGAAAGAGUCUUUUGGUUCUCGUCAAAGACAUACAUGGCGUGCUGGCUGAAAGCUUGAAAGACCAUCCGGGCAACAAGAGAUAUUUCGCCAAAAAGAUCGACGGUGGGGGUGUUGUGCUCCUAGAGAGCAGCUUGUCGCCAUUAUCUAAGAAGCUGGAACUCGACACUGAAGGAGUCGUUGCCGAUGCUACCGAUGUCGAGCAAUUCUAUGGCGGGCUUCUAGCUGCGGCUCUGGGGCAAGAAGUGUUCGCUGAUUUCUUCAGUGUGAUAAGGAAAAAAGUUGGACAAAACAAUUAUUCUUCCAACUCUUCCGCAGUGCAGGAAGCCGUUAGCAAAACUCUAGGAACAGCAGAAACAGUUGAAAAUGGCGAAUUCGUGGGUCCUCUUUUGCAUCUGUGGUUGGCCCAGUCUUCAUAUCUUCCAGGAUUCUCCAUACAACGAUUGGCCAUUCCAGCAUGCCUGAUACAUUUAGCCUCGCAAUCCCGGCGCAACUUACUAGCACUUCAUUCCACGGGAAUACUUACCUCCUUACUCCCAAUCAUUACAAAUUCAAAAAGAGUUGGGCAAGGAAGGGAUCUGUAUUGUGAACUCGCUGGCAUCUUAUGUUCUGAAGGUGUCAAUGAUUUAGAAGAUGCUGCGCACCUUUAUCGCGCGGCUCAUGGCUCCCCUGAUGUCUCUAAAUUUCUGCUCGCUGCCGUUAAAUCAUCCAAGAACCCUGCGUGCAUUCAUUUUGAUCUAUCGAGGCAUGGCUAUUCAUCCGUUGAGUUGCCAACGCUAGGAAGGACGUUUCCACCCACCCACUCCUCGGGAUAUUCUCUUGCCCUGUGGGCACGAUUUGACAACUUUGACCCAAAUGCGCAUACAACUAUAUUUGGAGCGUUUGAUGCUAGUCAAUCUUGUUUUGUUCUCGCGUAUCUUGAAAAGGAUACCCAUAACUUUAUCCUCCAAACUUCGAUGAAGGGUGCUCGUCCAAGUGUUCGCUUCAAAUCUGUGGUGUUUUCUCCUGGUCAAUGGUACCACAUAUGUAUUGUUCACAAAAGACCUCGACCUACCUCCUCAUCCCGGGCAUCACUCUUUGUCAAUGGAGAGUUUGUAGAACAGUUAAAACCUGAGUACCCAUCAAGUCCGCCUAAGUCUGCGGCGCACAGGAUGCCUCGUGUCCAGGCAUUUCUAGGUACCCCGGAGGACUUGGCGGCUCGGCUUGGGAAAGGGGUAUCAACGUCACGGUGGUCCUUGGCAUCUGCCAUUCUAUUUGAUGAGGCAUUUUCCGACGACAUCAUAGCUGUUUUCUGCCAUUUGGGACCACGAUACCAUGGCAAUUUCCAGGACUGCUUGGGAUCGUUCCAAACUUACAAAGCAUCUGCUCAAUUGAAUCUACGCAAUGAGAAUCUCCAUCCUGGAAAGGAGGAGAACUCGGAUAUCGUCACUGUUAUCCGGCGGAAAGCAAGUACCCUGAUUCCGGAAAAUUCUGUUUUACUAAACAUAUCACCCAUGACCGUUCUCGAUGAUGAUGAUAGCAAUAACGUUGAUGAAUCUCAGCUUAUAAAGUCCUUAUCAAAGCAAGCUGCCAGAAAUUUAAACCAUCUCACUAAAGCAGGUGGAAAUGCUGUCGCAAUCAAUGGGGCUGUUCCUGCGAUUAACGAUGCCCUAACCCAAGCCCAUGGGGUUGCCAUUUUGACCGGCGAUCCGGUUGUAGCCGUUCCUCAAGCCUUAGACGAUGCGAGCUGGCAGAUUGGUGGAUGCGCUGCGCCACAUCUCAGUCUGAUCGAAGCAGCUACCACUCCAGAGAGCACUUGCACUGCCGUGGAAACUCUGUUCGAAGCGGUUCAAGACAAUUGGAGAAAUAGUGAGGCAAUGGAGAGGGAGAAUGGCUACAGCAUACUUGCCGUUUUACUUCGUGAAAAGCUUGGCCUUUCCAAUCACAUUCAGAAUGCUCUUUCAAAGCCGACCGCUGCUUUUUCAACCCCCGAGCAGCACAAUGGAUUAGCAAUGGAAAUUCUCCUAUUAAUUCUGAAAUUUGUUGGCUAUGACUUUCAGAAUCCCAAGAUAUCGAUUAUUACUAACCCCUUAGCCUAUCGGGUCCUUCUUGUUGAUUUAGACGUCUGGAGGUAUGGGAAUCUACCUCUGCUCGAGAUAUACUAUUCCCAAUUCAUCACGUUCUCUGCUGAGUGCCACAACCACCGAUUUAAUACUAAGCGACUAUCUCGAAUGCGUGUCGUCAAGAAACUGCUAGAUGCCCUGAAAGGAGAGAGUUUCACCUCGGAAUCCAUGAAACUAUUUAUUCCAGCAUUUAGCUGCCUCGUAAAAUCCUGCAUGUCGGCGGAAAUUCUCAGAUCCCUGGCGCUGUUCAUCACCUAUUCUAUCCAUGCUGCGAAACCGUCGACGAGCUUGCAGAAGAGGAAAAGCAUGCGCUUCGAUCCCCGCACUAAGCGGCCCGGGUUUGCCCUCUUCCACCAUCCAGACAGAACAUACCUCUCCGAAUCUGAAAUAGGAAUUGAAGUCUUAAAAGCUUACGCCAACAUUAUCUGUAAAGAGAGUGGAACUGCAAACAUUGCAAAAUUUGCCAGAACGGUGACGAACAAGUGGUUGCUCUACCUAAUCUUAGAAGAUAACCCUGAAGUCGUGGUGCUGGCCCUCACUAUUCUGGCUAGGUUACUGGUCACACAUGGAAGUAGUUAUACAAGGAAAUUUGCCGACAAAUCGGGUGGAUUCGUCAUCAUGCGUCGUCGCCUGAAGCGCUGGUGGUAUAUUCCUGCGUUGUGGCCUAUUUGCUUUGCUAUAUUGUUCGGAAAAGAUGUUGGCCAAUUGGACCUCGACCGGCCGUUUGACCACUUCGGAUUUCUGGAUUUGUUUAACUCCACUGGGGAGACUGAGGAGUUAAGGGUUAUAUAUCCGGAGAUUCUUCCUGUGAUUAUGGGAAUGCUCGAAACCGGUCUCAAGGUGACGGUUGCUAAGGAGAGUGAAUCUCCUGAAACCGAAGGUGUGAUUGAGCUCCCCACUCGAAAUCGUGUAGAUAGGCGCUCGAUGUCAAGCACAUCACCACCGGAUGCGACCACGAUAAACGCGUCUUCCAAGCCAAAUAUUGAACUACUAAACACGGUCAUUGGCUUUCUUGCCGAUGUUCAUGUCAAAUCUAAACACUUUCGUGACUUUACCGUGUCUUCUACUUAUGUGCAAGAGCUACUUUUCCUUCUAUUCCCCGUUGUCGUUGGCUCAGAUACGGUUAGUGCUGAUGUAGAGCUAACUUCGCGAUCUUCUGGCCUCACAUUUGGUGCGAACGAGAUGGUUAUCCGCCCUCUGUUACAUGCACGUCCCGUUCUACGCACCACGACUGUAGAACAUUCGGAGUCGCAAGAGGGUGGUAAUGGCCUUAAACGGGGGUCCUCCUUUAUCCUUGUCUCGUCUGAUAAAUCUCAGCACGCCCCAUCCUUAGCGCGACUUAGCCAUGCUGUUGCAGCUAAUUCUGAAAACAUAAAUCAUCCGCCCACUCAUUCUAUUGUGGAAGGAGUCCUAGAACUGGUUGCGGCUGUUUUCAUUGACCAAAUACUCACCAGGAAGGACUUUACUGAGUUAGCGCUCCACUCGACUAUUCCUCCCGGAUUUGUUGAACAUCAAACAUAUUUCGAGUCAUGGGUUCUUCGGAAUGUCCUGUCUCAAUUGAAAAAUACAAUUCUACUGAAUCGCAAACUACUAUGGGAACCCCGCGUUCUAACCAAUCUCUCUAAACUUCUAACACACCUCGUGGAAACUCUUUAUGAGGGCUGGUUUAUGGAGGGUGCAAUUUCCAUCAUUGACUUAUCGGGGCCGAUUCUCGAGUAUCUACAGCUUCCCGAGGUCGCUUGUAUGAAAAGUAUUCGGCUCUGUAGCCAAGCAAUCUCUUCUAUCCGAUCAGCCGUGUCGCGUACGGUGUUGCUUCGAUUCUCUGUGGCAGACAACUCAGACACGCUCUCCUUUCUCAAAAUGCUCGCCUAUUGGCAAACAAUCGUUCUGCCAGCCGAGGAACCCCAAGCAGAAUGUUUUCCAUUAAUAUGCUACCAGCUCUACGCCAAAUUGGUCACCGAUAACGAAGACAUUCGACUGGCCGCCGCGAACUUGUGGCGAACUUUCUUGGUUCAGAAACCUUCAGAGAUGUCUGUUCUCCUGAAUUAUGCAAGUUCCUCCCUCCGUAAACGGUUGUCUUCCGGGUUCCAAAAGCUCGUUGGUUUAGAUGACAUCAGCUUCCUGCGUUGGGUUGAUGACCAGCGUGAAGAUCUUGAUUCGUUUUUCUUUGGAGCUAUGGCUAAAAAUUGGGAAACUUUUGUUCGGGACGAAAACAGCAAAACCGAGGAACGUGCGUGGUCGCGACUUUCAAAGAGGAGAGAUAAGCUGAAACAGUGGAAUCAAGCUGAUCUGGCCCAGGAAGAAGUUAUCCGGAAACAUGAUACUACUUUUGAUCAUUGGACAUCUAACAUCUUUUCCUCUGAGCACCUCAAGCUUCAGCGAUCAUUCCAAGAUCAACAAGACAGCUUCACAUUCUUAUCUUCUGCGUUUGCAAAAAUGUAUCGUGAUUUGAGGCGAGAUAACGGAAUUCUGAUUGGAAUGAAGGAAACCAAGUGGCGUCUUGACCAGACCGAAGGCAGGAAUAGAAUGAGACUACGAAUUACUCCAGAUGACACUGUUGGUGGUCAGAAUUACCAACCGAAACGCAGAACAUCUCAAGAGCCGCCUAGCAUUCGAGUUGACAACACGCGAGGCCGGGUUGUUGAAAAUGACAUGCUCAACACCUCCCUUACCUCUAUGGUAGCUGAUCCUGUUGAGACUGAACCUCAAGUUGAACCUCAGGCGAACGACCCCGAUGAUAGAUUUGGCCUUGAAGGCAGCUUCGAAAUGAUCGAGGAUCCUAUGGAUUGGCAAGACGAGUAUGAAGAUAAGAAUAGGAAGGUAAUGAGAAGUCUCCACCGCGGAGACCAAGUUCAGCACGUUUGUAAUAUCUCUAGGAUUGUCGGGCUGGAGGCGUGCGAGGGGCUUCUAAUUCUCGGGAAAGACUCUGUGUAUAUCUUGGACAAUUUCUUCCAGCGGGCCGACGGAGAGGUUGUUAGCGUUUGGCAAGCGCCUCCUGAAGAGCGGGAUCCGUACGUUCGCAUGAUUUCCGGACACGAAUCUGAUGACCGCCGGGUAAAUAAUGGGGAACAUGAAACAAGGAGUUGGAAGUGGUCAGAGGUCAUAAGUGUGUCGAAACGGCGGUUUUUAUUCCGGGACGUUGCACUGGAGAUUUUCUUUGCAGACGGUCGAAGCUACCUGCUAACGUUAGUGUCCCCUACACUUCGGGAUGAGUUAUAUCACCACCUUUCAUCUCGUGCGCCCCAAAUAAGUGGACCCGGAAAUGCAUCACAAAAUGAAGAAAUGUGGAGGUUUGAGGCCUUGCGCAAUCAGGAAGAUUAUCCUCAGUUUCUCAGAUCGAAGAUUGCCAACGUGUUUAACCAGAAUCCUACCAAUCCAGCUACGCGAAAAUGGAUCAAGGGUAAAAUGUCCAAUUUCCAUUACUUGAUGUUCGUUAAUACCAUGGCCGGACGGACGUUCAAUGAUCUAACACAGUAUCCCGUGUUCCCUUGGGUGCUUGCUGACUAUACAAGUGACGAACUUGAUCUGACAAAUCCAAAGACGUUCCGUGAUCUGUCUAAACCGAUGGGGUGCCAGACCCCAGAACGAGAGGCGGAAUAUAGGAGCCGAUACCAAUCAUUCGCUGAAAUGGGUGAUCAUAACGCGCCACCAUUUCAUUAUGGGACGCAUUAUUCCUCCGCUAUGAUCGUAACCUCAUACCUCAUACGUCUUCAGCCAUUCGUACAAUCUUACCUCCUCUUGCAAGGGGGGACAUUUGACCAUGCUGAUAGGCUAUUUUAUUCCAUAUCCAAGGCAUGGGAAUCGGCAUCUAGUGUCACCAUGACUGAUGUCAGGGAGCUGAUCCCUGAAUUCUUCUAUCUCCCUGAAUUCUUGGUAAACUCCAACAAGUAUAAUUUCGGAUUAAGACAAAACAAGUCUCAAUCAAUAGAUAAUGUCGAAUUACCUCCAUGGGCUAAGGGAGACCCAAGAAUAUUCAUUGCUAAACAUCGGGAGGCGCUUGAAAGCCCAUACGUGACGAAGAAUCUUCACCAAUGGAUUGAUUUGGUUUUCGGUUAUAAACAAAAAGGCGAAGCCGCCGUUGAGGCCGUAAAUGUUUUUCACCAUUUGUCUUACCAGGGAGCUAAAGAUUUGGACAACAUUGAUGAUCCUGUUGAAAGGCUUGCAACCAUAGGUAUCAUCCAUAAUUUCGGACAAACGCCUCACCAGGCCUUCCAGAAACCGCACCAACAAAGGGAGGAGGUGUCCCACAAGCAAAAGCGAUUAGAUACGGCGGCACCGUCGCUAACGCGCUUGCCCUUCACAUUGCUCGACAGCCAGGAGCGUGUAGCAUCGCUGCUCUUCUCAAGUAAGCAAGAUCGUCUGCUCUGUUCAGCUGCCUUCAGGCUUAAUAUUCCUCCCAAUUAUGACAAGUAUAUCGAGUGGGGAUUUGCCGAUGGUAGCGUUAGGUUUUAUGCAGCCGACACCGGGAAGUUGAUUGGCCAUUUUGAGCACCUCCAUAUCGGACAAUUGUCUGGAGCCUUGUUUGCUGAUUCUCAAACGCUAAUCACCUCCGGGACCGAUUGCACAGUCUCAGUCUGGUCAUUCACAUCGACAUCCAAAACCGCAGAUCUCCAUCCGAAGGCUACCUUAUUUGGUCACAGAUCGCUGGUUACUACUCUUGCAGUCUCCAGGUCCUUUAGCACUGUAUUGUCAGCGUCAAAGGAUGGAAAGAUAAUGCUCUGGGAUCUGAAUCGUUUGGAAUUUGUGCGGUCGUUACCCGACGGAGAACCUGUGGAUUGUGCCCGUAUCAACGAUGCAACCGGGAAUAUCCUCGUCUGUCGUGGGAAUCGCAUUAGUCUAUACACUCUAAACGGGGCAUUGCUGGUUGACCAAGCUGUAUGCGAACAUACUGAUGACAGCAUACUAUCGUGCGCUUUUUACGAGGGUGUUAGCAAUGAAUGGCUGGAACGAGAGCUAUUAUUCACAGGACACAAGCGCGGACUCGUAAAUAUCUGGAGUAAAACGAUUCGGAACGGCCGAUUCGAACUCGAUCUAAUCCGUCAGCUACACCAUGUAGACAACACGCGGGGAGACUGGGCCAGCAACGUUUCUGCGGGUAUCAGUUGUAUUUUGCCGCUGGCACAGAGCGUUUACACCGGAGAUGAGCUAGGGCGGGUGGUAAGUUUAAUUUUCAAUCUCAUUUCUACGGAAUUUUCCUGGCGCAUGGCGCAGCAAGUUGAUGGUCAUCUUAAAACAGUAUGA